AUGAAUGCUGUCACGUAUUACGGCGAACUGGUGAACUGGGUUUUGAGCCAUGUCACAGACGCUGACAUGUUCAUCGUACAGUCCGCAGUGACUUGCUGCGCGCUCUUCUGGCUCCUUCAUCGCGCAUGGCUCACCCUGUGGAAGCCCGUUCCCGAGCUCAUAAGCAUCCUGGGCGUGGAGGUCCCAGAUGCUCCAGCAGUAUCACUCGCGGGGAUCAAGGCCGAUGCAGUCACUCUUCACUGGACACGGCCUGGUGCAAACAAACCUGUGAUCAAGUACUUGAUCCAGGUCAAUGGAGUCAACGUGGGGGAAUCUUCGCGUCUAGAGACCGCUAUCACUGUUACGGGCUUGAAACCAGGACACUUCUACAAUGUCCGAGUCAUCGCUGUCGGGUCAAACAAUUUUCAAGCUGGGAGUGGGGUUAUACGUCUGAGGACAUACGGUCGCGAUGGCCGUCCACAGCUAGCUAACAGUCGUAUGCCUCCAAACCUCUCCAUCGAAGAUCAACACAAUGGUUCGGAUAGCGGGGAUGAGUCGCAGGGAGCGCGAGGUCAGGUCAUUGGAGUCGAAGCCGCUGCUGCCCCGGAAGGUGCGCAGGUUAUGGCUCGAGAGUCCAGCGGCCCCCAUCCCGCCCCGAGGAGAAAUACGGGUGGUAGGAGACAUUCUCCAUCGAACACAGCGGUCGAUCACUCAGCUCUGGCAAAUAGCGUCUCAAACCAACCGGAAGAGUCUAUGCAGCAGUUGACAGAGCGGUUUGAAGCGAUCCGGAGGGAGAUAGAGGAAUUGACGGCGCAGAUUUCAAAGGAUGCGGAGGAGUUUAAGUCCCAAAUGCUUGAUUUAAUGAAAGAGAGGGAUGAGAAGAGGCAGGCAUUAAAGGAGAAGGAAGAGGCAAGCGAAAAGCUCAAGAAGGAGGUACAUUAUUCGGAGCGGGCGAACAGACAAGCGCAGAAUCGGAAAACGCAAAAGGAGAAGAUCCUACGGGAUAAGCAAGCUGAGAGGGCUAAGAUGCAAGAUGAUAUGGUGAGGUGGAAGAAGGAGAUAGAGGAUAUGAAAGCAGAGCGAGAAUUGUGGAAUGAAGAGCGAGAGAAGUUGAACGCCGCGAAGGAGGCCAGAGCUGAAGAACUCCGAGCAACGAUCCGCAAACGACAGAACUCACUAAACGGGUUGGAAGAGGAGAUCCGAGUGAAAGGGCUGCAAAUCAAGGAGCUUGAAGAAGAGCGGAAACAUCUUCCUGGAGGUCAAGACGAUGAAGAGUCACGGGAACGUGAUGCUGCUGAGGCGCAGAGUAAUAUUGAGUGGGAGCUCAAAGAGAGAGAAUUGACCACCCAACUCCAUAACCAGUCUUUGCACCUGCGGCAGCUUCAAGCAGAGUUUCACGGCCAGCAGGCUCUUUUCGCUGCUAUCAGCGCGCGUCAAGCCAACAACCCGCUGAUGUACCAAGGGAGUUCAUCUGCUUUGGAGCUCGACCCAGUCGGUGGUCAAGUCAAAGCAAAAUCGCGCCGAAGUCGAAAUCGCAAGAGUCGAACCAGCACCAUUUCCUCCCCUAUUGCUGGCUAUCCAAUCACUGACUCGCCGUUUCCAAGCGCGAGUGCAUACAACAAUCUAAAUGGCGCCUCUUGCUCUGCUUUUGCACCCGGGCCUUACUUCGAUCUUAGCAACGAUACUGCAAUGGUGCCACUUUCGGAACACAAUAGUGGUAUGAGCGACGUAGACUUGCGUGCAUUCACGGUUGGAGCACCCCUGAGCCCGACUGCAACUGCAUUAUUGCCUUCCAACAUCUUUUCAGAUGAUGAUCCUCCAAGCCCCCGUGCUGAAUCCUCCGGCUCGUUCGGUCCUGCUCUUCAUGGCAACCAGGCUUCCACAAAUCACGACAACGACCCACAAUCUCCAGGUUCUUCAAGCCGCUCAGCUAGUAUCAUGUCCAGUCCCCGUGAAUCCUCACAUGCAGUUUUUGGCGUAUCCGGCCGCGAACAUGCAUCAGAGAAUGAUCGAAGAUCCACGAACUCGCCCAGGACAGACUACGGCGCAAUUGGAUCCCCUAGUGGUUCCGAUCGGGCCCCCGCUCACAAAGGCUUCGGAAACAUUUUUGGUUUUCCAAGAGCUCGUGGUAAGACAACAGUGCAAGACGAUGGGCCUGCUCUAGGAAGCCUCAAACAAGGCCAAAGUCAAUCGUUUCCACGUUCUACGGAGGAAGCGGAAGCGAUCGCUAAUAGACCUCGCCGCAUCAGCUUCUCUUCGGGCUGGAAUGUCAUGCCAAGCUUUCUGUCGCGCAACUCGCCGGCUGGAGAGCUUAGCACAGGCAAUGCUCCAGCGCCAGCACGCAAUGCUGCGGCGAGAAGAAGACGCGGGUUCAAUAUGUUUAGCUCGAGUAUAGACGAUCCCGCGACUCUGUUUUCUGAUCGCGAUCCUGGCAGUCCUCGCCCUGUGUCAACUGCUUCUUCUGACCUUCCUCGGCCAUCGACAGAUAGUGCACCCUUUGGUUGGCCUGCCGCCGAUGGCAAUGUCAUGAACAGGAAUAGUCCGCUUGCCACUAACUGGUCUAUCAAUGUUUCUCAAGCGUGGUCUAGAAACCCAUCGAGGAGAACCAGUAUGCAGCAUGGCUCCAGCUCGGCGUUGACAGGCGGAAUUGCGAGUGAUGACGACGAGUUCUUGCCCUCAGACACCUUGGCUUGCCAGUCAAGCCCACCACCCGUUGGCGUUAUUGGGACUCGCCCGCCUUCAUCUCACAAGCCCAUCACACCCAAACUCAACCCAGCAGCGCCAACGUUCAAAGCCAUGUUUAGCCGCACUUCCAAGGCGGAUAAAGCGAAGGCCAAAGAAAAGGCUGCUGAAGUACCCGCUCCCUCCGAGGAACGUCCGCAGACCGCUGAAACCUCAUCACCUACCGAAUCAAGAAAGUCACGCGAUACUCGUUCAAUUCAUACUCAAAACAGCAUGGCUGAGUCUCACGAGAGCUUGGAGAGAACCUCAAGCAACACGCCUUCCGAUUUGGCGAUCCCGGCAGUUUCUGGCGGGAAAGACAAGGAGUCAUCUUUGAGACAGCUCCUCCGCAAGGGCAGUUCCAGCAAGUUUAGCUUGUCCUCUAUCCGCGGAAAGGACUCUGCUCUCUUUGGCGGGAGGAAAGGAGGCAGCAGCAGCGCCGCAAACUCAGACCACAAUGCCGCCGUCGAGCGUGACGGUAGCAUUGACGAGUACAGCGAGGACGCACUAGGCCGCAGUGUCGAGAGCGUAACCAGCAGUUCCAUGAUCGGCAGCCUCGGCUCCUCGGCCGAAGGCAAGGGCAAGGAAAAGGAAAAGGAAGCCGGGACGACGACGACGACCCCGAAGGAGGGCCGGAUCAACUGGGGCCGGUUCGGACUGAAGAAAGAUAGGACCAAGGGAGGUCGGGAGAGCGUGGAUCUACGGGAGAGCUUGGAUGUGGACCGCAGCGAGGCGGAGACGACGGAUGAUGGUGCCAUGUAA
This is a messenger RNA of Amorphotheca resinae ATCC 22711, 3462 nucleotides long. RefSeq lists its product as hypothetical. Lineage: Eukaryota; Fungi; Ascomycota; Leotiomycetes; Helotiales; Amorphothecaceae. The record is from RefSeq and is a predicted model, not a curated record. Bases 1 to 3462 code for a protein of 1153 amino acids. Gene Ontology annotation, molecular function: protein binding. The transcript is spliced from 3 exons.